Messenger RNA from Suncus etruscus (white-toothed pygmy shrew), 2981 nucleotides. It is a transcript of the gene PPIG, whose product is annotated as peptidylprolyl isomerase G. The record is from RefSeq and is a predicted model, not a curated record. Gene Ontology annotation, molecular function: peptidyl-prolyl cis-trans isomerase activity. Bases 119 to 2368 code for a protein of 749 amino acids. Gene Ontology annotation, cellular component: nucleus. Gene Ontology annotation, biological process: protein folding; protein peptidyl-prolyl isomerization. The transcript is spliced from 14 exons. NCBI's taxonomy places the organism in Eukaryota, Metazoa, Chordata, Mammalia, Eulipotyphla, Soricidae.
GUGAAUUUGGAUGCAGCCGAACGGCGAGACUGAGCGUUCUUGAAUGCAAGGAAGGAGACAAUUGGAUCUGUUUGCCUAGAUUUUUUUUCUCUAUUGAAAGACUGGAAAUUCUGGAGUCAUGGGAAUAAAGGUGCAGCGUCCUCGCUGUUUUUUUGACAUCGCCAUUAAUAAUCAACCAGCUGGAAGAGUUGUCUUUGAAUUAUUUUCUGAUGUGUGUCCCAAAACAUGCGAGAACUUUCGUUGUCUUUGUACAGGUGAAAAAGGGACAGGAAAAUCAACUCAGAAGCCAUUACAUUAUAAAAGUUGUCUCUUUCACAGAGUUGUUAAGGAUUUUAUGGUUCAAGGUGGUGACUUCAGUGAAGGAAAUGGACGAGGAGGGGAAUCUAUUUACGGAGGCUUUUUUGAAGAUGAGAGUUUUGCUGUUAAACACAACAAAGAAUUUCUCUUGUCAAUGGCCAACAGAGGGAAGGAUACAAAUGGCUCACAGUUCUUCAUAACAACGAAACCAACUCCUCAUUUAGAUGGGCAUCAUGUUGUUUUUGGACAAGUGAUUUCUGGUCAAGAAGUUGUAAGAGAGAUUGAAAACCAGAAAACAGAUGCAGCUAGCAAACCAUUUGCUGAAGUGCGGAUACUCAGUUGUGGAGAGCUAAUUCCCAAAUCUAAAGCAAAGAAAGAGGAAAAGAAAAGGCACAAGUCCUCCUCUUCAUCCUCAUCAUCAUCCAGUGACUCAGAUAGUUCAAGCGAUUCUCAGUCUUCAGAUUCGUCUGAUUCUGAAAGUGCUUCCGAAGAAAAAUCAAAAAAGAGGAAAAAGAAACACAGGAAAAAUUCCCGAAAACACAAGAAAGAAAAGAAGAAGCGAAAGAAAAGCAAGAAAAGUGCAUCUAGUGAAAGUGAGGCUGAAAAUCUUGAAGCACAGCCCCAGUCUACUGUUCGUCCAGAAGAGAUUCCCCCUAUACCUGAAAAUAGAUUCCUAAUGAGAAAAAGUCCUAAAGCUGAUGAAAAAGAAAGAAAAAACAGAGAGAGAGAGAGAGACAGAGAGUGUAAUCCACCUAACUCCCAGCCUGCUUUAUACCAGAGGCGACUUUUAGUUACAAGGUCUGGCAGGAAAAUUAAAGGAAGAGGACCAAGGCGUUAUCGAACUCCUUCCAGAUCCAGGUCAAGGGAUCGUUUCAGACGUAGUGAAACUCCUCCACAUUGGAGGCAAGAAAUGCAAAGAGCUCAAAGGAUGAGGGUAUCAAGUGGUGAAAGAUGGAUCAAAGGGGAUAAGAGUGAGUUAAAUGAAAUAAAAGAAAAUCAAAGAAGCCCAAUUCGGGUUAAAGACAAAAAAAUAACUGAUCACAGGCAUGUGUCUGAGAGUCCAAACCGAAAAAGUGAAAAGGAAAAGAAAGUCAAAGACCAUAAGUCUGAUAGCAAAGAGAGAGACAUCAGAAGAAAUUCAGAAAAAGAUGAUAAAUAUAAAAACAAGGUGAAAAAAAGAGCCAAAUCUAAGAGUAGAAGUAAGAGCAAAGAGAAAUCAAAGAGUAAUGAAAAAGAUACAAAGCAUAAUAGACAUGAAGAAAAGAGGAUGAGGUCAAGGAGUAAGGAAAGGGAUCAUGAGAACAUUAAAGAAAAAGAAAAAUCUGAUUCUAAAGGAAAAGAACAGGAGAGGAGUAGAAGUAAAGAGAAGUCUAAACAGUUAGAAUCAAAGGGUAACGAGCAUGAUCAUAACAAAAGUAAAGAAAAGGAUAGACGUGCCCAUUCUAGGAGUAGAGAACGUGAUACAACUAAAAGCAAACACAGUUAUAAUAGUAGAACAAGGGAACGAAGCCGAAGUAGGGACAGGAGCAGAAGAGUGCGAUCUAGAAGCCAUGACCGAGAUCGCAGCAGGAGCAAGGAGUACCAUAGAUACAGAGAGCAGGAGUACAGGCGAAGAGGAAGGUCUAGGAGCCGGGAAAGGAGAGCAACAUCAGGAAGAUCUAGAAGUAAAGAUAGGAGGAGGAGGAGGAGAGAUUCGCGAAGUUCAGAGAGAGAAGAGAGUCAAAGCAGAAAUAAAGAAAGAUACAGAAACCAAGAAAGUAAGAGUUCACACAGAAGAGAAAAUUCUGAUGGUGAGAAAAGAACAUACUCAAAAAGUCGUGAUCAUAUUAGCUCAAAUAAUAACAGGGGGCAAAAGGCUGAUAGAGAUCAAAGUCCAUUCUCAAAAGUCAAACAAAGUCAGGACAAUGAAUUAAAGAGCUCCACAUUGAAAAAUGAGGAUGAGAAGACCAGAUCCUCAGUGGAAAAAGAAAACCAAAAAUCAAAGAGUCAAGAAAAUGACCAAGUACAUGAUAAAAAUAAAAAAUUUGAUCAUGAAUCAAGCCCUGGAACAGAUGAAGACAAAAGUGGAUGAGUGAGUUGUGUAAACUUAUUUCAUUCUGUCUCAAAUGUUAAGUUUUAGAGACUUGCUAAUGUAUCUCCUUUAUGUUGUUUUCCUUUCAUUGUUUUUGGGUUGUUUUGUGUUUGUCUUUUUUUUUUUAAUGUGGACUUUAUUGAGUUGAUCUUUUGAUAAUCUGCAACCUGGAUAAUUUGUACUGCUAAAGUUUUAAUAAACUUGAAAUGAGAAAAAAACUUUGGUGUAAUAAUUGUGUGCUGUUUUAACUAUUUCAUGUAGGCAUUUUUGUGUUGCAACAGUCAGCAGGUGACAAACAUGCUCUCAUACACCCUAGUUUCUGUGACCAGCCAGUUUGAAACAAGCAUAUCUGAUUGUUGGAAUACUUUGUUAUAGAAGUUUGUGUUUCUCAUAUUAAGUAACUUUAAAAGCAAACAGGUAGAAGUCUUGCACUGAAUUUUGAUUGCAUUUAUGACAGAAGCUUGCAGCAGCACCUUUUAAUUAUACAAAAAUGGGAUCCUGAUAACUUGAUCUUAAAUGGUUAAUUAUUAUAGUAAUCUGUGCUUUUAAAGAUUCAGUUACUUAUACUUCAUAUCUUAUUUAUCUUACACUCAUAGCUUGCUUUAUAUUAAUA